UUUAUCCCCUCAGGACCCCAUUUAUCCCCUUAGCGCUCCAUUCACUCCCUAUGUCCCCCCCCAAGCUUCCCAUUGGCCAGCGAGGAGGCGGGACCUCCGCAGCACCGCCUCUCAUUGGCUGCCGGUUUCCCGCGGCUGGGGUUGGGGUGGGGGCGGGCUCUUGGCUCGCCUCUGCGCGCUGAUUGGCGGAGAGAGAGGGAGGGCGGGCAAAGGAGGCGGAGCGUUCCCGGCGUGCACCGCGCGACGGUGCUACCAAUGGCCGAGCAGCCACCAGCGACUGGUCUCAUCCCCCCAUCACACUUCAUGCUUCGCCCCCCUGGGCCCAGCACCAGGGCCUGGCUCCCCAUUGGCAGGACCCUGGAGGCGGAGCUUGAGGCUGAAAGGAGGCGGAACCAGGCCCUAGGGGAGGAGCUUGAGGCCGAAAGGAGGCGGAGCCAGGCCCUAGGGGAGGAGCUUGAGGCUGAGAGGAGGCGGAGCCAAGCCCUGGAGGUGGAGCUUGAGGGUGAAAGGAGGCGGAGCCAAGACCAGGGGGUGGAGCCUAUUGGGGGGCAGCCCCAGGAGGCCCAGGUCCUGCUCCAGGCCCGGCUCAGCGCCAUGGGUCACAUCCUGGCCCUGCAGGAGAAGGAGCUGAGCCGUGCGCUGCCCCCCCCAGGGGUGCCAUUGCCCGUGGGCCCCCCCCGUCUGCUCCUGCUCUUGGGGUGCUGGAGGGAGAAGGUGUUCGGGCUCCUGGUGCAGCUGCGGGUGCAGGAGGAGCUGCAGCGGGCGCUGAGCACGCAGGUGAGCAGGCUCGGGGCUGCGGUGGCUGCGGGGACCCGGAGGGUGACGAGGUUGGAGCUGAGGCUGAAGGAGAGGAUGGAGAGAGGAGAGGAGCAGAGACGGGAGAAGGAGCGCCUGGCACAGGAGGUGACCCAGCAGCGGGCACGGGCAGAGGCGGCUGAGGAGGCACUGGGGGAACUGGCUCAGGCAGCUGCCAGUCUCGCCAGGGUGGUGGCAGCACACGAGGCCGCAGUGGCUGCAGCCACCAGGACCAUGGAGACCCUCAGCACCCGCCUGCGCCGGGCAGGACACAGGCUCCGGGUGCUGCAAGGGCUGAUGGCUCCAGUGGUGCCCUUGGAGGAGGUGACACCGGAUGAGGCCCCCCCCCAUGAGGACAGGAUGGGUCCCCCCCCCAGCAGAGCUGCACUGGGCUCCCUGGUGAUGCACCUGCAGGCUCUGGGUGCCUCCAUCCUUAGGGACAACGGGGACCCCCCCUAACCCGCUUUGCCCCUUUUUGCCCUCUUUUCAACCCAAUUAAAGCUCGUGGGGUGACACCA
Molecule: messenger RNA, 1313 nt
Organism: Neopsephotus bourkii (Bourke's parrot)
Lineage: Eukaryota; Metazoa; Chordata; Aves; Psittaciformes; Psittacidae
Product: coiled-coil alpha-helical rod protein 1-like
Exons: 13
Coding region: 256-1254 (332 amino acids)
Biological process (GO): protein export from nucleus; cell differentiation
Cellular component (GO): centriole
Source: RefSeq, a predicted model, not a curated record